Molecule: messenger RNA, 1251 nt
Organism: Xyrichtys novacula (pearly razorfish)
Lineage: Eukaryota; Metazoa; Chordata; Actinopteri; Labriformes; Labridae
Source: the annotation of a GenBank genome assembly
AUGUCUGAGCAUAAAGAGGAGCCGCGGCAGAGGCAGCAGUCAGCAGGGUCCGAGGGAGAAACAUCAGCUCAAACCGGGACCAGAGACAGGUCUGUGCGCUCUGGACCAGACACAAUGGGGGCCGUGAUGGGUCCAGUUCUUCACUGGAUGCAAGAUGUGGCAGCUGUCACUCUCCUCAAGGCCCGGCGGACCUUGUUUCAGGCUGCCAUCCUGUUCUGUGUUCUGCUUCUGCUACUCUGGGUGUCUAUAUUCCUCUAUGGGAGCUUCUAUUACUCCUACAUGCCCACGGUGAGCUUCUCCACCCCUGUGCACUUCUACUACACCUCUGAUUGUGAUGCCUCAGAGUCAGGACUGUGUUCGUUUCCGAAGGCCAACAUCUCUUUUAUGAAAAAUGAGAAGGACCAGGUGAUGGCUAAUGGUCAGCCUUAUCGCAUAUCUUUGGAGCUAGUGAUGCCAGAGUCUCCAGUGAAUGAACAUCUGGGUAUGUUCAUGGUCAAGAUGUCUUCGUACACCAAGGGUGGGAAGCCUGUUGCAUCUGUUGGAAGAUCCACUAUGCUACAUUACCGCUCCAGCCUCCUGCAGACCAUGGCCACUUUGCUCUUCUCGCCUUUUCUUCUGACGGGAAUGACCGAGCAGAAGCAGCUGAUAGAAGUUGAGCUCUUCUCAGACUACAAGACGAAUGCUUAUCUGCCCACAGUGGGAGCAGUCAUUGAGGUUCAGUCGAAACGUGUGCAGAUCUACUCAGCCCAGCUCCGCAUCCAUGCUUACUUCACGGGUAUAAGAUAUGUUCUGUACAACUUCCCCCUCACAUCCGCAGUGGUUGGCGUGGCCACCAAUUUCGCCUUCCUCAGUGUCAUUGUGCUGUUCAGCUACCUUCAGUUCAUCUGGGGCGGGCUCUGGCCUCCAGAUCAAGUCAGAGUCCGGGUCAUGAUGGGAGACAGCACCCGCAUCAGGCAGAGGAGAGAGGAGGCCAAGAAGCGCAUGGAGAAGGAGAACUCACAGAAAGAACUCAAUGCUCCUCAAUCAAUUGGAUCUGUGACUGCGGUUUCAGAAUCUGAAUCUGAGAGGAAUGGCUCAGCGGCGGAGUUGUCGUCAAAGGAGCCCUCAGUGGUCCCAGAUAUCUCUGAGGGGGGUGAUCCAGAUUCCAAGGAAGAAGAGCCUCAUGACUCUGAGAUGCCUGAGGAGCAGGACAACCAAGAUGGGGGUGAGACAGCACUUCGACAAAGACCUGGACGCUGGAUGAGCCUGUGA